This is a messenger RNA of Haemonchus placei, 1123 nucleotides long. NCBI's taxonomy places the organism in Eukaryota, Metazoa, Nematoda, Chromadorea, Rhabditida, Trichostrongylidae. The record is from the annotation of a GenBank genome assembly.
GUUCGACUUCCUCGACUAUAUGAUGCGUGUGAUCGAAGAUGAUAAAACUGUGUAUGGGCCAAGUUUGAAUCAAUUCCCACAAGAAUUGAACGUAGGACACCUUUCCGCCGGUACCCUAUGGACACUAUACAAAAUGGAUUUGAAAAUGGCACUUGAAGAGCAUGCAACAACGAAGAAGUGCCCUACACCGGAGUACAUGAAUUUGUACUUUAAAGUCAAAGGAUUCUAUUUCAAAUACGUCUCCGAUCUACCGCAAUAUAAGCAAUCGAUCCCGGAAUUUCCAGCCUGGUUCAUUCCGUUCGUUAUGGAUUGGCUAAACGAGAACGAUGAACACUCGAUGGAUAUCCUGCGAAAUGCUUAUAACAGGGACAAAGCCGAUAACUUCCCUCAAACAUCUGAUCACACUCGCUUCUCCAACAGCGUUGUCGACGUAUUCACUCAGUUGAAUGAGGCUUUGAAGCUUUUGAAACAGAUGGAUUGCCCUAACCCAGUCGUCUACGCGGACAUGAUGAAACGAUUUAGUAAGACUCUUAAUAAGGUCCUGCUCGCCUAUGCUGACAUGGUCCAUAAAGAUUUCUCCAAAUUUUCAUCGAACGAGAAACUUGCCUGUAUCCUUAUGAACAAUGUGCAACAGCUAAGGGUUCAACUUGAGAAGAUUUACGAAACGAUGGGUGGUACAGAAUUGGAUCCUGCAUGUAGUCAAGUUCUCACGAACCUACAGAAGAAACUCAACAGUGUCCUGGACAAACUUUCUGGACAGUUCGUGGCAACACUUGAACCAAUGAUCCAUGAGCAGACGAACAAGCUGGGUGUGCUUCUAUGCAAGAUCAAAGGCCCUCAACUUCAAAAGACUCAAGUUGCAGCGGAGGUUGAUGUGGUAUUGGAGCCUCUUAUGGACCUCCUAGAAGGAUCGUUGCAACGAUAUUUCCAGCAAUGUGAAAAGACUGUCCUCAAGUACAUCCUGAAGGAAUUAUGGAGGAUAACAAUUGUUAGUAUGGAGAAAUUAGUGGUACUACCUCCACUAGCAGACAAGACGGUACGUCGUUUUAUAAUAUGUGAAGGGAAGCAUUUUCCUCCACUAACUUUUCUUGUUAUCACCGCUUAUAGGAAUUAUGGAGGAUAA